Messenger RNA from Haliotis rubra (blacklip abalone), 2448 nucleotides. Its product is annotated as adenosine deaminase AGSA-like. Gene Ontology annotation, biological process: inosine biosynthetic process; adenosine catabolic process. NCBI's taxonomy places the organism in Eukaryota, Metazoa, Mollusca, Gastropoda, Lepetellida, Haliotidae. Gene Ontology annotation, molecular function: adenosine deaminase activity. The record is from RefSeq and is a predicted model, not a curated record. The transcript is spliced from 9 exons. Bases 69 to 1670 code for a protein of 533 amino acids.
UUUAUUAUUAGAAACCGCGCAAGUAAACAGAGGAGACGAGCCAGCCAAAUCACCGACGAAUCAAAGCUAUGUGGCGUGUUUAUCGUACAUUUGGUGCAGUUUGCUUGUACGUUCUGUGUUUAUUAAUUCACUGCGAGUGCCUCAGUCCCACUGAAUAUGAUAAACAGAGACAAAGCGUGAUAAAAGCGGAACAAUCGAGGCGGUUCGGAUCCUCUAAUGUAUUGAACGAAGGCGAGAAGAAACUUAGCCAGAUACUGGUUGAAGCAAAGCAGAGGGAAUACAACUCUUCGAGGGUUAAUGGAACCAUUUUCCCACCUUCAGUCAGCUUUUUCCAGACAAAGAAGCUCAUCGAGAAGAGCCAGGUGUUUAAGAUAAUACAGCGAAUGCCUAAAGGUGGCGCACUGCACACCCAUGACUCGUCCAUCACGAGUCUGGACUGGCUGAUCAAGAAUGUCACCUACCGACCUAACUGCUACAUGUGCUUUGACCAGAACAAACAGCUGCAGAUGCACUUCUACAGUACACCGCCGCAGAAUACAGACUGCAAGUGGCAAACUGUCAAGAGUAUGAGAGCUCGGUCGGGGAAUAUCGAUCUGUUUGAUUCAUAUUUGCUCUCCAACAUUAGCAUCGUCGUGGACAACCCCCAAGAUGUAUAUGUGACCGUGAACGACGUGUGGAAGAAGUUUGGCAGCUACUUCGUCGUGGUGAAUGGAUUGUUUCUGUACGAGCCUGUCUUCAGGGACUAUCUGGUUGAGGCAUUGACACAGUUCAAGGCAGAUAAUGUGCAGUACCUGGAAAUAAGGGCAUUGCUGCCGCGGCUGUAUGACCUCAAUGGUACUGAAAGCGACCCCGAAUACACGCUCCAGCUGUAUCGGGACGUCAUCAAGCGGUUCCAGAAGGACAACCCCGAUUUCAUUGGAUGCAAGCUGAUUCAGAGCGCUAUCAGGUUUUCACCCCUGAAGAGUGUGAUGUCGUCACUGAAACAAGCAAUCACCUUCAUCCGGAAGUACCCCGACGUUUUCCGGGGUUUCGACCUUGUGGGUCAAGAGGGCCCCGGUCACACCCUGUACUACUACCUAGCGGAUCUCCUCUACCCCUCGCAACAGUCGCCGCCCAUCAACAUGCCCUACUUCUUUCACGCAGGGGAAACGGAUUGGGAGGGUAGCCAGGUCGAUCUGAAUCUCAUCGACGCCGUCCUGCUCAACUCCACCCGCAUCGGCCACGGCUUUGCCCUCUAUAAACACCCGGAAGUGAUGAAGAUGAUUAAAGAGAAAGAUAUAGCUAUUGAGGUCAACCCGAUAUCUAACCAGGUACUAAAGCUUGUGGAUGACUUGCGUGAUCAUGGAGCUGUAAGUCUGUUUGCCGACAACUUCCCGCUGGUAGUAAGCAGUGACGAUCCUGCCGCUUGGGGCGCUCUUCCUCUGUCACAUGACUUCUACAUGGCGUACAUGGCGCUGGUGGGGGAAGACGAUGGACUAGAGGUUCUUAAACAGCUUGCUAUGAACUCUAUACAGUACAGUGCAAUGACCAAAGACGAGAAGCUUGGCGCCAUUUCCAAAUGGGAGAACGCAUGGAACCACUUUAUCCUGGAGAUCCUGAAAAGCUUGGACACAUUUUGGGUCGUCCAAAACUCUGUCUCUAACAAAUCCCACCCCACCGUCCCCAAGUAACAUCAGUGAUAGUCCGUAUUAGGAUAUUUGUUGGGGGUGAAAUAGUCAUCAUCCCAAGGGGAUCCAAACUCUUAACUACUACUUUACCAGCUGCUUCUCCGCAUAUACUGAGAUAAACAAAUCAAACGUUCCUUUUAUUUAUUUUUGUCCAGUUUUCAUCUCCAGCUUUGAAUAGCGCUGUGGUGAUGAAAACUGGAAAAUGAUAAAGGAACUCCCGAAUAUUCCUGUGAACCUUUAUUUGUUUCUCUCAGUAUAUAUUGAUCGAAACCUAACCUAAAGAUUUCACAUUUUGUGAGUAAGCAUGUCUUAACCCCGCUUUAAGCACUACAUGAGGAAGAAGCACACCGAGAAUUGGGUUGUUUUCUAUUCAGCAAUAUAUUUAAUUUCAAUUUUUGCAUGCCAUAUAUUUUAUACACAGGUUUACAGAUUUUACUAUCUGCUCGCAGCCUGCUUUUAACAGACUAAUUAUUUCUUCCAUUUUUAUGAUAAGAAUGUAUUUAUAAUUGUAAAUAUGUAUGUGCUCAUGCUAUGAAUAUUCUGAUGCUGUGAUCAUGUGGGAUGAGUGUUGAAUAUUGCAGGUUUGGGACCAGUGAUAUUAUAGUUUGUAUGGGACCAUGCUUGGAGCAAGUAUAGUGGAAAUACUCCUUGAAUACCGACAUGAACCUCGAUUUGAACUACAUGCAGGGCAUCCAAAGCCUACAACUUGUGCUAUUGUUUAGGACGAUGUAGCUAUCACCAAUACUGACCGAGUUGAUACAAAUACAGUCCGGAUUACAAA